GGAGGGGGGAGGCGGGUGUUAUACCAUCGCUCUGGGGAAGGCUGAGCAUUUGCAAAUUCCGGCUCCAGGGCGCGGGGAGCAUCCUAUCCCCGCCGGCCGGCCGGGCAGCAGCCGCAGAACAGGACGCAGCUUCCCGUCUCCUGGUUAUCCUAAGGCUGUCCGCCUUAUCCCCGCCUCCCCCCGCCCGCCUCUGCCGCUGGGCGCCGGCGGCCGCCCUGCCCCGCGCCUCCCGUGCAACAGAGCGCAGAGCGGCAGCCCGCGAGGUGCGCUCGGAGCCGAGCCCUGAGCUAGAGACCCUGUCCCCCUCCUAGCCGCAGAGGCAGAGCCCUGGGUGAGUAAUCUGGGAGCUCCCUCGCUCCUCCAGGCAGGCCAGAACCAUUCAGGGCCCCUUUGCCGCAUCCCUUUCUUCUGUUCUCAACUGUGUGCCUGGAAGGCUGAACAGUCAUGACAGCUGAAAAGACUAUUCCUAUAAUUAAUGGCAAGCCAGAAGAUGCUUUGGACCCAGAAGCCUCAAGUACCAACCUCGUCCACAGAAAUGAUAAGAAAGUUCAUGAAAGAGGUCACUGGAACAAUAAGGUUGAAUUUGUGCUUUCUGUGGCAGGGGAGAUUAUUGGGUUGGGAAAUGUAUGGAGGUUCCCAUAUCUUUGCUACAAGAAUGGAGGAGGUGCUUUCCUCAUCCCAUAUGUGGUUUUUUUUAUUUGCUGUGGAAUACCAGUAUUUUUCUUGGAGACGGCGUUGGGACAGUUUACUAGUGAAGGAGGCAUUACAUGCUGGAGGAAAGUUUGCCCUCUAUUUGAAGGUAUUGGAUAUGCUACCCAAGUUAUAGAGGCACAUCUAAAUGUAUAUUACAUCAUCAUUUUAGCAUGGGCUAUCUUCUAUUUGUUUAACUGCUUUACUACAGAGCUUCCUUGGGCUACCUGUGGGCAUGAAUGGAAUACAGAAAACUGUGUGGAAUUUCAAAAACUUAAUAUGAGCAACUGCAGUCAAGUGUCUUUACAAAAUGCCACUUCUCCAGUGAUGGAAUUCUGGGAACGAAGGGUGCUAGCUAUAUCCGAUGGAAUUGAACAUAUUGGGAAUCUUCGCUGGGAACUUGCACUGUGCCUCCUUGCUGCUUGGACUAUCUGCUAUUUUUGCAUUUGGAAAGGAACAAAGUCUACUGGAAAGGUCGUAUAUGUAACAGCCACAUUCCCCUAUAUCAUGUUGAUGAUUCUCCUGAUUCGUGGAGUAACACUACCAGGUGCUUCCGAGGGGAUAAAAUUCUACUUGUACCCUGACCUUUCUCGACUGUCUGACCCACAGGUGUGGGUGGAUGCUGGUACACAGAUAUUUUUCUCUUACGCGAUCUGCUUGGGAUGCUUGACAGCCCUGGGAAGUUACAACAACUAUAAUAACAACUGCUACAGAGACUGCAUCAUGCUCUGCUGCUUGAACAGUGGCACAAGCUUUGUUGCUGGUUUUGCUAUCUUUUCAGUUCUUGGAUUUAUGGCUUAUGAACAAGGCGUGCCCAUUGCAGAAGUUGCAGAAUCAGGACCGGGACUUGCAUUCAUUGCUUACCCUAAAGCUGUCACCAUGAUGCCUCUUUCUCCUCUGUGGGCAACUCUGUUCUUCAUGAUGCUCAUAUUCCUUGGCUUAGAUAGUCAGUUCGUGUGUGUUGAAAGCCUUGUGACAGCUGUUGUAGAUAUGUACCCAAAGAUCUUCCGAAGGGGCUACAGAAGAGAACUGUUGAUUCUCGGCCUUUCCAUUGUGUCAUACUUCAUUGGCCUAAUCAUGUUAACUGAGGGUGGGAUGUACGUCUUUCAGUUAUUUGACUCUUAUGCAGCUAGUGGCAUGUGCCUUCUUUUUGUUGCCAUAUUUGAGUGUGUCUGCAUAGGCUGGGUUUAUGGCAGCAAUCGCUUUUAUGAGAACAUUGAAGAUAUGAUUGGGUAUAAACCACUGUCAUUGAUUAAAUGGUGCUGGAUGGUCUUAACUCCAGGUAUUUGCGCAGGAAUCUUCAUCUUUUUCCUGGUGAAAUACAAGCCUUUGAAAUACAACAAUGUAUAUAUAUACCCUGACUGGGGCUACGGCAUAGGGUGGAUGAUGGCGCUCUCCUCCAUGAUCUGUAUCCCUUUGUGGAUCUGCAUUAAGCUGUGGAAGACAGAAGGCACUUUCAUAGAGAAAUUCAGGAAGUUGAUUACACCUAGCUCCGAUCUGAAAAUGAGAGGGAAACUUGGAGGAGGAGCCUACGUUGCAGCAAUAAAUGACUGCGAUGCCAAACUGAAAGGAGAUGGCGCCAUUUCAACCAUUACAGAAAAGGAGACACAUUUCUGAAAGAACUAUGUUUUUUGUUUUAUUUUUUUUUGUAUAAAUAAAUAAAUAAAUUCACUUAAUUAUAGAGGCUGGCUUGUUUUGCACAAAAUUUUAUUAACCAGUUAAUUUUAAAGUGAAAAUUGUAUACUUGUUUAAAAGUGAUUUUUUAAAUUACUAUAUAAGUAAUGAUUAUGUAAAAGAAAAAGAAAUAGUAUUAUAUGGUAUGUUAGUGAUGACUUCUUGUAAUAUGGUGAUUUCAGUAAAUGUUUUUUUUAGAAGUUAGAGGGACCUGUAUAAUGUGCUGUAAAACUUUUCUACUUUGAUUUCUGGCAGGUGUAAUGUUGUAUAGAUAUACGCAUACUAACGUGGGAGCGUUUCAGACCAUUUCAGCUUUUAAUGUAUGUAUAUAAAGGGGACCAGAGUAUCCUUUUGUUUAUAUUGCAAGCAACUGUGAGGGGAUGGGGGGGAUGCCUUGUAACUGCUGUUGCCUUGUUACUCUCUAAACGUGGGCUGUAUCCGAAGUCCGCUGAAAUCCGAAGGAGCCUUCCCCGCCGAGGCCGCGGGCCCUUGCCCAGGCUGGGUGCGAUUCAGCCGUUGCCGAGGCCGGGGCAGCUGCGAGACUCAGCUUUGCGCCUGGCAAAGCUCUUCUUUCUCAGAAGUUUUGUGAAGCCGACAGAAAGCACCACCGCAGCUGCUCUUUCCGCCUUCCCUCCACCCUCCGUUUGCUUCAACAGGUCUAAAAAUGUGGUGGAAUGGGCCCACUUCUGAGUCACUGUUUUUCUGGAGAUUGGAUAGAGAAUAUUUCUUACGAGCUCUGAAUUUUGCUGCUCUUGUAAGUUAAUGGUCUCUAAGAUGCUGUGUACUGCUUCAGGAGACCUCUAAAGCUUUUUCAUUUUCUUUAGUGUCUGGGUGGCCAGUACUUCAUUUCACUUGACGCUUCCCAUCCCCUGAAGUGAAACGUGUUUGUCUGUGCUUGUACGACAGGAGAUCGAGGUUACUUUAUAUGUGGAGAUAUUCUGAGGAAAAAAAGAGCAGGUUUAGAGCUCUGCGUACCUUGGCCUCUGUCUCUCUAUCUGUUUGCCAGUCUGUCCGUCUGUACAUCUGUUAAUUCCCCUCAGAAGAAAUCAAGGAUCCUGUAAUGACAAUAUAUAGCUUUUCUCAUCUUCAGGGUACUUUCUAGAUGGGGUUGCACUGAAGCCAGAGUAGGAGCUUGUUUGGUGGAAGGCUCAAGUAAUUGGUCCAGAAUCAGAGAAUACCGUGUUGGGAGGGACCUCAAGGAUCAUCUGGUCCAACCUUUCUUGGCAAAGGCCUGGUCUAGACGAGAAGGCCCAGCACCCUGUCCAGCCGAAUCUUAAGUGUCCGAUGCUGGGGAAUCCCCCACUUCCCUGGGGAGAUUAAUCUCCACAAGAGUUCCGGGAGGUAAUUUAUAUAUGGUGCAGAUCAAGGAACUAAGAUAGGGAUGUUGUGACUUCUCUGUUUCCCAAGAGGAGCGUUAUUGGCUCUGUGAUAUCAGGCCUUUGUAUUCUAUCACUUGUAUCAACCGACUCCCUCCGAUGUAAACAGGAUUGUGCAUGUGAAUCCGACUGACGGCUGGCUGUUACUAUGAGGUAUGCAAAUGCUAGCCCCAGUACCAAAAUCUCUAGACUCUCUCUCAAGUGGUUUUUUUUUUGUUCUUCUCCCAGUAUUCCAAACCCUACUAUUUGUACUGGAUUUUUUUUUCCUUGUCGUGUUUUUUUUAUUUAAUGGUUGUAUGAGAAAGCUGUGGAGGAAUACUGUACUGCACUGCACAGUAUUUGAUGGGGAGAGACAAGCAACAGCCUAAAACAGCUCAGAAGAAAUGUCAUAAAAUCUGCUGUCUUCUCUGCAAUUCAAAAUCACCAAAGCUCAGACACCAGCAUCUGGAGUAAUUAGGAGCAGAAGUGGCUGCUGGCCUUCUACGGAGGAAAACAUUUCACUAGGAGUCACUAGAACUGUACCUGUAGUCAGCAUUUAUUGGAGACUUUACAGUUACCUCUUAGAAAAGCAUUUUCAUAGCGUCACUUUGUCUCGAGUCACAUCAUUAAAAUCUAACAGUUCUGUUUAAUUUUACUUCAUCUUAUUUGUUUGGUCAUUGGGUUUUUUGGGUUUUUUUUUUUUGUGGUAAGGUGGAAGUCUAAGAGAGAACUUCUCUACCACAAUUCUACUUGAAAUAUUUUAAGUAGCUUGCCUUUGCACAUCUCCAUCGUUAGGUGCUUAGGAAAGGACGUUUUGAAGGAGCGUGCCUUUAUGAAGGUACAGAACCAUCAUCUCGUGAAUGCUGGCCUCCCCCAGGGGGAGUCCUCAGCUUGGCAUCAGAACUGGGGGCUACCAAUGGAAAUCCCAGUCCCAUUGGAAAAGGAUACUUCUGAGAGAAAUGCUCCCAGAAUUACAACCACAGGUUGAGGUAUAUAAGUACAGAAAAUGCAACAAAGCAGCUGAAAGCUACAUAGUGAUAUUGAAAAAAUGCCCACUCCAAAACUUAACAUUUUUGGAAGUUCUAAUGAGCAUAAAUAUGUCUAAUCCAGUGUCCCUUUCUGGUCUUUCUCUCCACCCACCAGAGCUGCAGAACUAAGGCCCCAAAGCCACAUAUGGGCCUUGGGAUGGAUUACGUUCCCUCCCAGAGUAAAUGUCGACACAUUUUCUUACCAGUGAAGGGUGUGCAAAUGCAGAUGCACUGUUAGGGUACGCUUGAUUUCAAUGAAGUUACCUGCAGCAAUCAGGACUCCAUGAAUGUUUACAGUGAAGUGUGCCAAGAGGUGGAACCCACACCACUCAACUGGCCGUGCAUUAGACACAACAUGAGAAUCCCAGACAAGUCACGAUUGCCCUUUGAGUCAUGACACACGCGGCCGUAGCAGAAAAAAAUGACGUGUGCUUUUUAGCGUGUCAGUGUACUUUGAACUGUUGUACUCAUCCAAAUAUCUCCACAGGAACUACGUGCUUCGUACGGAACAUGCUUCCUAUUCUGCUGCUAUGAACCCUUUCACCCGUAGCUUUAUACACAUACAUAUGGUUUGGCAUGGUCGAAAGUAUUAUACAGUGUUACUAAUGUGCUGUGCUUGUACGUGUGUGCGUUUAAUACCUGACUUGUUUAACACUUUACUGAUUUUUUAAAAAAAAUUUUUUUUCUGUUGUGGGGAGGGA
This is a messenger RNA of Chroicocephalus ridibundus (black-headed gull), 5448 nucleotides long. RefSeq names its product solute carrier family 6 member 11 (gene SLC6A11). The record is from RefSeq and is a predicted model, not a curated record. Gene Ontology annotation, cellular component: plasma membrane. The transcript has 15 exons. Gene Ontology annotation, molecular function: gamma-aminobutyric acid:sodium:chloride symporter activity. Lineage: Eukaryota; Metazoa; Chordata; Aves; Charadriiformes; Laridae. Gene Ontology annotation, biological process: neurotransmitter transport; sodium ion transmembrane transport. The coding region runs from base 445 to 2307 and encodes 620 amino acids.